Messenger RNA from Carya illinoinensis, 1573 nucleotides. RefSeq names its product dnaJ homolog subfamily B member 13-like. Bases 309 to 1331 code for a protein of 340 amino acids. NCBI's taxonomy places the organism in Eukaryota, Viridiplantae, Streptophyta, Magnoliopsida, Fagales, Juglandaceae. Gene Ontology annotation, cellular component: cytosol. Gene Ontology annotation, molecular function: protein-folding chaperone binding. The record is from RefSeq and is a predicted model, not a curated record. The transcript is spliced from 3 exons.
CGGAGAAAGUGUCCCACAUGCUUUGCUUUGCCAUUCGCAACUGGAUUCUGGAUAGUUCUACACCCUUCUCGUAAUCCUAUGCUCCUUCCAGACAAAUCCUUCUCUCUCUCUCUCUCUCUCUCUCCCUCUAUCUUCCUUUCUCUUCUCCCUCAAAUUCGACGUCACCCUUCAGUCUGAGCCGCAACAACGAAGACAACAUUAACACCAGCAGAUCCAUUACCAAAGAUCGAGUUUUUUCUUUUUCUAUUUUAUAGACUAUCAAGUCAGCUCAAAGUUCCAGUGUUUAGCUGAAUAGGAAGAACAAGGAUAUGGGUGUGGAUUAUUACAAGGUAUUGCAGGUAGACAAGAGCGCCAAGGAUGAUGAUUUGAAGAAAGCUUACAGGAAGCUUGCCAUGAAAUGGCACCCUGAUAAGAACCCAAACAAUAAGAAAGAAGCAGAGUCCAAAUUCAAACAGAUCUCUGAGGCGUAUGAGGUUCUAAGUGAUCCACAAAAGAGAGCAAUCUAUGAUCAGUAUGGCGAAGAAGGGCUUAAAGGUCAAGUGCCACCACCUGAUGCUGGGGGGCCUGCUGGCGCUUCUUUCUUCCAAACUGGGGAUGGCCCAACAACAUUCAGAUUCAACCCUAGAAAUGCGAAUGACAUUUUUGCCGAAUUUUUUGGCUUUUCAAGCCCUUUUGGAGGGAUGGGAGGCAGUGGCAUGAGGAGUAGUUCAAGGUCCUUCGGCGGGAUGUAUGGGGAUGACAUCUUUAGCUCAUUUGGGGAGGGCAGACCGAUGAGUCAGGGUCCGCGAAAGGCUGCUCCUAUUGAAAAUACGCUGCUCUGUAGCCUCGAGGAGCUAUAUAAGGGGACUACCAAAAAGAUGAAGAUCUCAAGGGAAAUUGCGGAUGCGAGUGGGAAGACCUUGCCGGUGGAGGAAAUUCUAACCAUCGAAAUUAAGCCUGGAUGGAAGAAGGGAACAAAAAUCACCUUCCCAGAGAAAGGGAACGAGCAUCCACAUGUCAUUCCUGCAGAUCUUGUAUUCAUAGUUGAUGAGAAACCGCACAGCACAUUUACUAGGGAUGGUAAUGACCUGGUCAUCACACUGAAGAUUACGCUUGCAGAAGCUUUAACAGGUUACACAGUCCAUCUCACAACACUUGAUGGAAGGAGCUUGACCAUUCCCAUCAACAAUGUAAUUCAUCCAAACUAUGAAGAGGUUGUGCCAAAAGAAGGUAUGCCAAUACCAAAAGAUCCCUCAAAGAGAGGUAACCUAAGAAUCAAGUUCAACAUCAAAUUCCCAACAAGGUUGACUGCUGAGCAGAAGUCUGGAAUCAAGAAACUUUUGGCACCUUAAAUGAGAUUCUGAAUUAAGACCCUUGAGUGCUGUGAUUUCAUUUGUAUUACCAGUUUAUGUUGGGAUGUUAUAUACAUUUGUUGCCCGACAUAACUUCUGGCAAAUUUAGACCGGCCAAAGAAAGCACCAAAUAAAAUCUAGUUUUAUCGGCUGCCCUAUGCGGUGAUUGUAGCGUCAUUGUUGCUAAAACACAAUCGAUGACUGCAAGUAAAAGUACUUUUAUGGAACUGUUGAUAUUAACA